GUCACUAUAGUGUCUGUGUGUGAAAGGUCUAUACGGGCACCGUAUCUGUCGUUGGUUUCGGGUUUGUUCAAGAUAUUAUUGAGAAUAGAAAUCACCAAUAGAUGCCAACCUGAUGUCAGCUUUAUUUUGACCCUCAGACUCUCCGGGACGUCCUCGGGAUGGCGUCAGACAGUGGCAAUGGCGUCACCGAGCUCGAGUUGAUGAACCUUGCCGAGAAGAUCGACGUCAAUACCUGGAGAAAGCUUGGACUCUGGUUGGACAUUCGGGAAGCGGCUCUUUCCAAAUAUGAAAGGGAGAACUGGUUUUCUGGUGCUGCCAGCAUCGGAACAUACAAGAUGUUGUGUGACUGGAGAAAGAAUUGCCAUGAGAUAGAUCAAAGAGACAAACUCACCGAAGCACUGCAGAGAUGCGAGAUUGGACAUCUUGCCAAAGAAGUCUUAAAGCACUCUCCAAGAGGCCUAUAUGGACCUGAGAUCAUUCCAAUCAGAGACAAGUUGAUAUCCUAUGCCAAGACGAAGCUUUUAAGGAUACCUCUCAUUCCAUGGGCUAAGAAGCGUUACAUUCAAGUGGAUUCUAUCUUCAUCUGUGUACAACUCAUUCUUCACAUCGUUGGUCCGGAUAUCCCUGUCCGAUGUCCACUGGAAUCUUACAAUGACAUUCUCACCGAGAACAUUGCCGAAGAGUCAUCGGAUUUGCCAAGCAAGCGGUUUAUUGUACGAGGCAAAGCCGGAAGUGGAAAGACAACUCUCCUCAUCAAGUUACUCUCAGACUGGUGCAAAGAGGUCGCUGGUGCGCUCCUUGCCAAAUUCAAGCUUGUGCUCUUUUUGCCAAUGCGUAAGCUGACAUUCCAGAGUAACCUUGGUGAAGCCAUUCUUCAGUAUUGUUUGCCUCGGGAUGCCAGUAUCAGCGCUGGAACGGUGGAACAGAUGUGCAGAGAGAACUCAAAGGAUGUGUGUGUUCUCCUGGAUGGAUAUGACGAGUUUCCUGGGAAAGGUCUCAUUGGAGAAGGAGCAGGAAACAUUGUCUCCAUGCUCCGGAACGAUGAGUUUAUUGAUAUACAUGUCAUAAUCACCACUCGUCCUGGAAGAUUGGAGGAUUUUCUAGAAUAUGGAGAGUUCAAGCAUCUAGAAGUCACAGGUUUCACACAGGAACAUGUUCAUGAGUACAUUAGUAAAACAUUCACUGGUGCGAGGCAACGAAUUGGCACUAACCUCUAUGCAUAUCUAGAUGGAAACAACCUCCUGGCUGAAGUGUCCUCCGUACCCUUACUCCUAUGUGCCUUUUGCCAAGUAGCCAGAUGGACCGAUGGGAUUGAGUUUGGAAAGUUAUCCACAUAUACGGCCUUAUUUCAGACUCUUGUACGAUGUUUUUUCGAACAUCAGCUUGCUAAACCAAAGGCUGCUGUAAGUCCAACGUCUUCCCCAGAUAAAAUAGAGGAGAAACCAAUCCCGAUAAUGACACAGGAGUUCCUCUUUGAUCAGCUCGGAAAAGUAGCCCUUUUAGGAUUCUUCAGAGAGAAGGAUGGUGAGUUGUUGUUUAGCGAAGAAGACUUUGAUAAGUGCACCAAGUCUCCGAGUGAAGUUAUUGAUCAGGGAUGUAUUGCUGGCCUCAUUACGAGAGACGAUGAUGUAUCGGCUGAUCCUUGGGAGGAGCAGUCGUGUAUUCGUAACAUCUCAUUUGUCUUGAAGACAGUGCAAGAGAUGUUUGCCGGUAGGUACUUGGCACGACUGUUUGCACUGGGAGAAAGUGAAUUGUUUAGACAUUAUCUUCAUCUUGUGGACUCCGUUCAGAGAAUUCUAGAUCUGACAAAUGUUCUCAUGUUUGCAUGUGGUCAAUCACUUGAGGUGGCAGAGGAAAUCAUCGUUCACGUUGUAAAUCAUAUUGUCGAAGAGGACAGAGAAUCUAUACAGAGAUUCUGGAGUGGACAACUGCCAAUCAGUGAAUGCAGAAGAGUUCAAGAAAAGAUUGAACUGUGUCUAAACUUGAACUACGAGAGUCAAUGCCGAGGACAAUUCAACAAGCAUUUGCAACCUAUAUUCCACGUGAUUCGACUAUUUUCACCUCCCCAAAGGACAGCCAGGACCCUUGGGUAUAUGCUGCAACACUCUGUCCCAUCCAAAGUAGUCGCUUUCCCAACAAAGAACGGAAGGAGAAGCGAAUGUGAUUAUUUGGUCAGUACCAAUGAUGAUUCCAGCGGAUGUCAUAAUAAGAGUUCUGCCGUCGAUCAAGGCUCUAAUAAAUCAGAUGAAAAGGUGCAUGUGGAUGACAGCAGCAAUGCCAGUGAUGGAAUUCUAGCUGUCCGUAGUCUAGAAAUAAUUCAUGUCAACGAAAUGUUUGACGAUCAAUUCAGACAGAUUAGAGAUUUCUUGCCCAAAGUAAAGAAAGACUUCUUCCAGAAUGUCAACAACCUUGCCAUGAUGGAGACGAACACUUGGUCAUCAAUACGAAACAGAUUGACAACGAAAAGCCCUGCUGAUUUCGAGGAUAUAGAUCAUCUUUCAGACAAUCAAUUUGUAGCAUAUCUACCUGUCAAAGAAGAAAUGAAGAAAUGGCAGGUAAACGAGAUUUAUCUCGACGGGAUCCUCACUGGUCUCAGGUACUGCUCAGUAGAAACCCUAGUGAUAACAGGGAUAGCAAGGCGGAGUCAGAAAUGGCGGGAUCUCUUUGACGCACUCUCAUCACCAGAGUGGAGGAGACUCGUCAAACUCGAUCUCAGUCGGAACAAUCUCUCCUCAGUACUGAUGUCUUUACUCGGUAGGGCACUUGUUGACAAGCCAAACCUCCAACAUUUCGACGUGAGCGGGAACGAAAUAAAGAAAAGUUUUGUCUCCUUGAUUCCUAGUUUGCCUAGUUUGCGUCGGAUCUACCUGAAUUCUGAGCACAUGGAGCCUCAGACCUUGGCAGAGUUUGGAGGGAAGCUGGCUGGCUUCCCAAACAUCGAAGUGAUUGACCUAAACGACAACCCUCUAGACGAUACAGCCGCAGCUGAAAUUGGGGACGCUCUGCGGGGGUGCACGAAACUACAACGACUCCGUCUGGAUGUAAGUAAAGUCAGUGAGGGUGGUAUCAGUAGAAUGGUUGCAAAAAUCAAGUUCGUUCCAUCCCUUACCCACAUUGGACUCUACAAACAUCAUAACGCAGAUGCACUCGUGAAAAGUGUGACGUCAUCAUUGAACAAGCUGCCAAAAAUCAUGUCGCUGUCAUUGACGUGCAGAGAGGAUGACGAACUUCCUGAAGACUUACUUUCGGUCCGAUUGUCCACUACACAGUCUUUCACAAGAGCCAUUACCGCCCUUCCCAAGCUUCAGGUUCUUGAACUGUUCAAGGUUCGUUUGUGUGCCAGAGGUCUAGUUGGACUGCUCGAUGUGCUUAGCGGGAUGGAAACGCUCCAGGAGUUCAGGGUGGCAGCGGGCUAUCUAACUGAUGAUCAAGAAGCAGAGGAAGCAUGCAGGAACGCACAACAAACCUUCCUCAAGGUAUACUAGUCAUCCAUUGUUCCAUGUCAACUGGUCAUUAGAUUAAAUAGAAGGAAGUAGCUGAUGAAGAAAUUAUUGAACAAUGCAGUCGCGUACUGCUCAGGUUGGAUCAAAAUAUGGAUUUCCAAUCACAUAGAUUUAAUCUUGGAAACCUAAUUGAGUCGUUGGGGGUAUCGGAAAUGGCAUGAUGAGGAAGUCCCCGAUUGGGGUCAUUUUGUCGCGACGAACUCAACAUAGACGUGCAUUUGUUUUAGAGAUACAUUGAUGUACUUUUAAUGUUUCAUUCCCUCCUCAAAACUCAUGUCCCUCGUCGGCAGCAACAAAAAAAUUGUUGAUCUGAUAGUCUUCACAUCAUCUACCUGAAAUAUUUAGAUGAAUGUGUAAUAUCAACUGACAUUUUCACUCAUCGUUUCCAGGUGAAUUUCAAUGUAUUUUGAAGGUAUGUGCAAUAUGAGGGCCAAAACAGUCAAUUUUUACUUCUUACACAAUGUGUAAUCUCCCAGCGUUUGUGCGAGCAAAGAGAAUUUCACGCGUGGAAUGUAAUAAAAGCGUUUAUUGCAUCGGACCGACGUGACACCUUACAGUGCUUUGUAUUUAUGCCUCGUAGAACAAUACCUGCUAUGUUUAAUUGAUAAUUGCAUUCUAGACGGAGUGUAAAAAUCAAAACAUCGAUGUGGCUACUAAUAUAUGUCAUUAACAUGGAAAGAAUUGUUUGUUUUGAACAAAUUCUAAACUGUAAAACAGUUUUACUGUAUAAACAGUAAACUUACGCUAGAAUUCCGCCUAAUAGGCCAGUUCGUAGUUAUUUCAUGUGUUACGAUACUGCAACAUAUAACAAUGAAAUAGUUUUUUAAUUUAAUUUCCUUUUUUUUUAUUAUUACAGGAAAUAAUUAACCAUACACAAACAAAUAAAACCAAACAUCUGACAUGUCUUGAAGUAUAAGUUCUGAUAAUUAUUCCAAAUAAUAUUAUCUAGGUUGGCUGGCAAAAAUUCCUUAAAUUAAAGUUCACAAUGAUGGCGAUGAUGAAACUGAUGUUGAAGCACGAUGAAUAACAAGAGUCAUUUAACGAGUUGAAAUGUCUGUUAAGACGAUAUUGAUGAUGAUAAACAGUCAAUUUCAGCAAUCCAUGGGUUGAAAGCGUUCAUUAAAACAGCUUGAUGAUCUCGAUGAGAACUGAGAAUUUCCUCUCUCAAAAUAACUGCAAACAGUUCAUUGAUGGCGUGCAAAUAAUUCCACAGAAGAUAAAUAUUCCAGGUGGAAAUAAACUCUGCUCUCACAUAAAGUCUGGCGUGAAUCUCUGAGUUCUGAUCUGAUAUGAUGUGAUGUGAUGUUGAAUAAACUACCAGCUUAUAUAUAAAUUAUUCACUAUUCUGGAAGCUUCUAGUAUUGUCUACAAAAAGAACAAUCUGACAAUUUCUAUAGCAGUCUAAUUUUAGAACAUUCUUGAAUGACCUCAGACGAAUAACAAUGUACUGUAAACAACAUAGCUAAUCCUAUUGUUCAUUUCCACUACCACUUGGAAUCUCUUUGUGUUGCAGUCUCUAUUCAGAAAUAACAAAAUUCCUCAGACUUUAAAUAGGUGUAGUCAUGCCUCACAAAGCUAUGAGACAUUCUGGAAUAUUCUUAAUCAUGCUGUGAAUAUCCUUAAAGGUAUUGUUUAACUUUGUGAGCAGCCGAUUAAAAAAAUUCUCAAACCAAGAUGAAACAUGUGUACAAGUGCAUGUAUUAGAACUAAUAAACCCUGAAAACAACCAUUAUUACGAUUUUGUAAAUAGGCGUCUUAUAGACGCCUAGAUAGUACACAUAAGUGUAUGGGAUGAAAUUAAGAUGGUGUUUUCGGUCACUUUAUAUUUCAAUUUUUGAAGCACUGAAUAAUUAUUUUCGAACGCAAUUUUUUCUGGGCUUCAUUUUUGUAACAUAUCACAGACACAGGUGACAAGUGUGACCUUCUAGCUCAGAUUUUUUAAAAGUCAAACCAAUGUUAACCAAUCACUUUAAAGAGGAAAUAACUAAAUAAAUGAAUGUAAUUGCUCCUACAAUUCUUCUUACAUAUAACACAUGGACAAUUUUGGUCAAAUGACCUUUCAUUUCUUUCAUUAUGAUAGGCAGAUUUCAAAGCAAGAUAUUACGUAGGCAUGCCUUAUAUAGCAGGAUGAAGAAAUUGAAUAGACCAGGUGACUAGAAUUAUAGCACACCAAUGAACACUCUAUGAAGGUAUAUAUUGCAUUUCUGCUUUAAAUGCAAAUUAUAUCGUGCUGUACAAUGUAAUUGACAAACUGUGAAAUACCAGUCGUUCGUCGACACAUUGUUGUUGUUUUUUGUGGAUGUAAAUGAAAAACACAAGUCAAAAGAAUAUGAAUAAUCAAGACAUCAAAGUCGGUGCUUAUCUCAUUAUAUUUCAAACCACCAUGUCACUUUGAAACCAAUGACCUUCCUCUGAUCAUGCGCAAAGUGGAACUACGAACUGGCUCAUUCCUAUGUAGCCCACCCCACCAAAAACAGAAAGAUAGAGAGAUUCUCUCUAUGUCCUUCUUUUUGUAUUCUAUUCUACUGAUUUGAUAAAAAUGUUUGGAAUUAAAUAAUUUCUAAUAAAAAAUAUUUUGAAUUGUUUGAAAGAGUGUUUAAUCCAAAACCAUUUGUUAUCUAUUCUUUUUCACCAUCGAAUCCAUGUUUCAAGAGACUUGAAAAUGUGCAUUGCGCCAAGUAAUCUGGGCCUAAUGCCGAUUCUGAAUGUUGCAAUUCUUUGGGACGAAAAUUGACAAUUCUAUAUUUCUGUCAUCAUUGUGCCGAUUUGUUAAAUACAAUUAUUUCCUUUGUAAAUGCACAAUGCAUUGAACAUCCCGAUUGAUCGUUUCUUACAUUGGAUCGAUCGAAUUAGAUUCCGAUUUAACUUUAUUUGAAGUAUAAUUUUAAAGAAAUUUAAUGGGUAGUGAUAACUCGGCUUUAUUGAUUAGAGACAAAAAAAUACUACAAUCUAGAGACACCACAGAGUAGGAGAACAAAGGGCGAUUAGCCCUUCUUGCUCUGGGCCCCGUUGCAAAAAAAGUUACUUUAAUAGUAACUUGUCGUCCAAUGAUAUAUUCCAUGGCAUUCUUGAAUUUGAUUGGCUGUUGAGCAUCGUUACCAUGGUAGUUACCAUUGGAUGGCAAAGUUACCAUAAUAGUAAUAUUUAUGCAACGGGAACGUGGACGAAUGAAACCAUUCAAUCGGCGUUACUUUGAUGCAGGUUGUGCUUUAAGAAACGACUUUUUCUGUUCAUCCAAGUUUUAAAAAAAAAUCACAAAGGCAAAUUUGAAAAUCAUAUUUGAUAAAAGUCUUUUUCAUUAUGAUGUAUAAUAAUCCACUACUUAUAUAUUACUAUCAAAUACUAAGCAUUUCUUGAUAUGUACACUUUUUUGACACGUAUCUUUCACAACUGCUUCCGAAGGUACUAAUAUUCCAUUCCGUGAAAGUAAUAGUUGUGAUAAUUAUAUAGCAUAUUGAAUCUAAAUAUAUAUUACCACCGACACUGCAGACACUUCCACCUAUAUAUCCACUUUCCCUUCCUCACUCCCUCCACUCUGUGUGCUCCCCCCCCCCCCCUCUCUCUCUCUCUCUCUCUCUCCCUUUUGCUUGCUCGCCAUAUCUUCUUUUCCCUCCAUCCACCUUUCUCUCUCACUCAUUCACUGAGCGCUAUUUAUUUACUCUUUCUCUGCAGUGAAAUACAAUUUUGAUCCAUUACAUGGUCAUGAUGGUGAUGAUAUAAUCUGAUGAUAAUUUUAACACGAUUCGAUUAAUGUGAAAUUUCCAGUUAUUUGUAGAACUGAGAACACCUUCAAAUAGUACAUUUCUCUACCUGUCAUAGUUCAUUUUAAUGGCUGAAAUUAUCUAUUAUGUCUUUCUUUCAAGUUAUUUAUUUUAUAACCUUCCUCAAGUAAUAAGUUGGUAGAUAUAUGAAUAUUGAUGGGUUUUAUUCUAACAGACUAUUGUCUCGUUUGAACUAAAGUAACCAAAACUGUUUUAAGAAAUUGUUUCCGACUUAUUGGACAUUAAUUUAUUACAUUCUGUGGAUACGAAAAAAUGGCAGUAAAACAGUCAGGAAGCCGUUGUUUUAAGAACCUACGAUUAUGGUAGCUUUGCCGUCAUGAUAGAUUCCAUAUAAAAACAGGACUCAGUCAAUGAAAGACAAAGUUACCAUGGUAGGAAAUGAAAAAAUUACCACAAACUUACGUCUUUAUGAAACGGGUCCUGAUGUCAUCCACUUGAUAUUAUCUAUAUCUUGAAUCCAAACCAUGAUUUAUAUUAAGUUUAUAUUUCGUUCAGAACCUGGCAAAUACAUCGAAAGUAAUUCUAGCAUCCUUUAUCAUUAUUUGUAUUUCAUUCUGUCACUUCUCAAUCAUGAUUUGAUGAAUAUUGUUUUUAAGGGGUGUGUUUCUUGAACUUCUAUAUAAAUGUAUGUUUUGGAGAAAAAAAACUCUAUUGAUACGAAUUCAGUCUUUUAUGUGUUCCAUUUUCUACCUUUGGUCAAUGCAUUUUAAACAUUGACGAGUCUACGAAUGUAUGAAAUUAUUUGUCAAAUUAUGAAAGUGUGAUAUUGAAGCAAUGUAAGGAAAUAAGGACUGGUACACAACA
This is a messenger RNA of Lytechinus pictus (painted urchin), 8089 nucleotides long. Its product is annotated as NLR family CARD domain-containing protein 4-like. Gene Ontology annotation, biological process: signal transduction. The record is from RefSeq and is a predicted model, not a curated record. Gene Ontology annotation, molecular function: protein binding. Bases 159 to 3485 code for a protein of 1108 amino acids. NCBI's taxonomy places the organism in Eukaryota, Metazoa, Echinodermata, Echinoidea, Temnopleuroida, Toxopneustidae. The transcript has 5 exons.